This is a messenger RNA of Hydractinia symbiolongicarpus, 864 nucleotides long. Its product is annotated as proteasome subunit beta type-1-B-like. Gene Ontology annotation, cellular component: proteasome core complex. The record is from RefSeq and is a predicted model, not a curated record. Lineage: Eukaryota; Metazoa; Cnidaria; Hydrozoa; Anthoathecata; Hydractiniidae. Bases 88 to 777 code for a protein of 229 amino acids. The transcript has a single exon.
UUAUUAGGCCUAGUCAGCAUUUGUGAGAAAGAUUCAUAAUGGUGUGUUAAAGUACAUUUUGACUAGACCAAGAAACAAGGCGAAAAAAUGGUGGAUAUUUUAGAGCAGAAAGCCGUGUCUACUCCAUUGCAACAUCGUUUUAAUCCCUAUUCUUUCCAUGGAGGAACUGUUCUCGCAAUUGCAGGGGAAGACUAUGCCGUCAUAGCAUCAGAUACACGUUUAUCUGAAGGCUUUCACAUUCACACUCGUGACAAGCCAAAAACAUAUCAUCUCACUGAUACAACCAUAUUAGGAUCUUGUGGUUUUCAUGGAGAUGUUCUUACCUUGGUCAAAAAUGUCCAGGUACGUUUGAAAAUGUAUGAGCAUGAACAUUAUAAGACUAUGAGUUGUACAUCAAUUGCUCAAAUGUUAUCCACAAUGCUAUAUUAUAAAAGGUUUUUUCCAUAUUAUACAUAUAAUAUAAUUGCUGGAUUGGACAAGGAUGGCAAAGGUGCUGUGUACAGCUAUGACCCUGUUGGAUCAUAUGAAAGAGAAGUUUACCGUGCCACUGGUUCAUCAUCUUCAAUGCUGCAAUCAUUUCUUGAUAAUCAAAUUGGACAGAAGAAUUUGAAAGAGAAGUCAAAUGAACCUCUAAGUAAAGAAAGAUGUGUGGAACUCAUCAAAGAUAUCUUUAUUUCUGCAGCUGAGAGAGACAUCGAAACUGGUGAUGGUGUUCACAUAAGUAUAAUAACAAAAGAUGGUGUGGAGAAUCAAACGUUCCCUCUUCGCAGAGAUUAAGAAAAAUCAACAGUGAACAAUACAAACCAAUUGUUAUUUUUCGCAAUUUGUUUAUUGUUGAAGAAAAUAAACAAUGUAACUAUUUUA